Neomonachus schauinslandi (Hawaiian monk seal) is the source of this 1003-nucleotide messenger RNA. RefSeq names its product RWD domain containing 2A (gene RWDD2A). The record is from RefSeq and is a predicted model, not a curated record. Lineage: Eukaryota; Metazoa; Chordata; Mammalia; Carnivora; Phocidae. The transcript is spliced from 2 exons. The coding region runs from base 1 to 879 and encodes 292 amino acids. Gene Ontology annotation, molecular function: protein binding.
AUGUCUUCUUCAAUGAAAGAAUGCCUGCAGCUUCAGCUGCUAGAGAUGGAAAUGCUGUUUUCUAUGUUUCCUAACCAAGGAGAAGUAAAACUUGAAGAUGUAAAUGUCCUGACGAAUAUAAAGCGAUAUUUGGAAGGCACAAGAGAGGCGCUGCCGCCAAAAAUCGAAUUUGUGAUUACCCUCCAGAUUGAGGAGCCCAAGGUGAAAAUUGAUUUGCAAGUAACCAUGCCUCACAGCUACCCCUAUGCAGCAUUGCAGCUAUUUGGACGGUCGUCUGAGCUUGACAGACAACAGCAACUACUUCUCAACAAAGGUCUCACUUCUUAUAUAGGGACUUUUGAUCCAGGUGAGCUCUGUGUAUGUGCGGCAAUCCAGUGGUUGCAGGACAAUAGUGCCUCCUAUUUCCUGAACAGAAAGCUUGUUUACGAACCAUCUACACAAGCAAAGCCAGUCAAGAACACAUUCCUCCGAAUGUGGAUCUACAGUCACCACAUAUAUCAGCAGGACCUAAGAAAAAAGAUUUUGGAUGUUGGGAAAAGGUUAGACGUGACUGGAUUUUGCAUGACAGGAAAGCCGGGUAUAAUCUGUGUGGAGGGCUUCAAAGAGCACUGUGAGGAAUUCUGGCACACAAUUAGGUAUCCCAACUGGAAACACAUUUCCUGUAAGCAUGCUGAAAGUGUCGAAACCGAAGGAAAUGGAGAGGAUCUGCGCCUUUUCCAGUCUUUUGAAGAAUUACUCCUUGAGGCCCAUGGUGACUAUGGAUUAAGGAAUGACUAUCACAUGAAUCUGGGCCAAUUCUUAGAAUUUCUGAAAAAACACAAAAGUGAGCAUGUGUUCCAGAUACUAUUUGGUAUUGAAAGUAAAAGGUCAGACUCCUAGGAAGCUUAAUUAAGAGGCCUAUGCUUGUAAUUUCACUAAGGCAGUAUUUCUGUUAAUAAGACCAAAAUAAAAGGGCCAGUGGCUGUUUAGUAUCCUCUGUGAGACACCUAGCCCCCAAAUUUUU